This is a messenger RNA of Alosa sapidissima (American shad), 3518 nucleotides long. Its product is annotated as mitofusin-1-like. Lineage: Eukaryota; Metazoa; Chordata; Actinopteri; Clupeiformes; Clupeidae. The coding region runs from base 388 to 2619 and encodes 743 amino acids. Gene Ontology annotation, molecular function: GTP binding; GTPase activity. The transcript is spliced from 18 exons. The record is from RefSeq and is a predicted model, not a curated record. Gene Ontology annotation, biological process: mitochondrial fusion; mitochondrion localization. Gene Ontology annotation, cellular component: mitochondrial outer membrane.
CUGUGCUUAUAUGAGGAUGAGAGCAUUAGUUUUCCUAUGGGGUGAAGUAAUAUAUCUCUGUAGUGAUAAUACAUGUGAUAAAAGUGAUAGUGACUAGACGUGACUAAUAAUUAACCAGAGAGAGAGGCAGAGAGGUUUACAUGCCAUGUGUGAUCCGAACGACUCGUGACUUUUGUUGUUGACCGCUUGGCUGGGCUGUUGUUGGCUGUUGGCGGCGGUGAUAGCAUUAACGUUAGCAGCACGCUGCCGACAAGGACAUGAAUGAGUCGGACACUUUCUACUAGCUCUCUUCAGGACGUCAAGAUGUCCGCAUGAGGAUAGCAGGCCGAUUUUGUUUUGAAAUGUAAACGUUAUGUGAAAGGAGACACCGAAAGACAUCGUGGAAAGAUGAGUUUGGACCAGGGAGAUUUCUCGCCACUCAAGCACUUUGUGCUGGCCAAGAAGAGGAUCGGCGACGUGUUCGAGCAGCUGCAGUGCUAUGUCCAGGAGACCGCCGAGUUUGUGGAAGAUACGUGUAAGAAUGGCUCUCUGGAGCAGAUCUCCAGCCGAGACCAGCUGGAUCAGAUCCAGGCGUACACCAGUAAGCUCAGCAUCAUCAAGGAGGUGUUGGCCCGCCGACACAUGAAGGUGGCCUUCUUUGGAAGGACGAGUAACGGUAAGAGCUCGGUGAUUAACGCCAUGCUGCGGGACCGUGUGCUGCCCAGUGGCAUCGGCCACACCACCAACUGCUUCCUCAGUGUGGAGGGCACUGAUGAGGACAAGGCCUACCUCAAGACCGAGGGCUCGGAGGAGGAGAAGAGCAUUAAGACGGUGAACCAGCUGGCCCAUGCGCUGCACAUGGACGAGAGCCUGGACGCCGGCUGCCUGGUGCGUGUCUUCUGGCCCAAGACCAAGUGCGCCCUCCUGAGGGACGACCUGGUGCUGGUGGACAGCCCUGGGACUGACGUCACCACACAGCUGGACAGCUGGAUCGACAAGUUCUGCUUGGACGCCGAUGUGUUUGUGCUGGUGGCCAACUCCGAGUCUACUCUCAUGAACACGGAGAAGCAUUUCUUCCACAAAGUAAAUGAGCGCCUGUCCAAACCCAACAUUUUCAUCCUCAACAACCGCUGGGACGCCUCCGCCUCCGAACCAGAGUACAUGGACGAGGUGCGUAAGCAGCACACAGACAGGUGUGUGAACUUCCUGGUGGAGGAGCUGAAAGUGGUGGAUCGUGAGCAGGCGCCCAACAGGAUCUUUUUCGUGUCGGCCAAGGAGGUGCUGAACUCCCGCAUGCAGAAGGCCCAGGGUAUGCCAGAGACGGGUGGAGCACUUGCUGAGGGCUUCCAGGACCGGCUCAAAGAGUUCCAGUGUUUCGAGAGACGCUUUGAGGAGUGUAUCUCGCAGUCAGCAGUGAAGACUAAGUUUGAGCAGCACACCAUUCGGGCGCGGCAGAUCACCGCCAACGUUAAAGAGGUCAUGGACGCCAUCAAUAUUAACGCCGCCGAGAAGAGAGUGGCGUCCAUGGAGGAUCGUGAGUAUCUGAUGGACAGGCUGGAGUUUGUGAAGAACCAGCUGAAUCUGCUCAUAGAAGAGAUCAAGAAGAGAAUCAAGGCCAUCACAGAGGAGGUGGAACAGAAGGUUUCCAACGCCAUGGCUGAAGAGAUCUGUCGCCUGUCGGUGCUUGUUGAAGAGUUCCACUCAGACUUCCACCCCUCUCCACACGUACUCAAGAUGUACAAAAACGAGCUGCUAACACACAUUGAGGAGGGCAUGGGGAAGAAUCUGGCGUUCCGCUGCACUGAUGCCGUCAACGUCUCCAUGCAGACCUCACAGAAAGACAUGUUCGACCUGAUGCAGCCCCUGCUGCCCCCUGCGGUCCAGUCCCAGAUCCACAUGCUGGUCCCGUGCCGCAAGUUUGACCUGAGCUACGACCUGAACUGCGCCACACUCUGCUCCGACUUCCAGGAGGACAUCGAGUUCAAGUUCUCCCUCGGCUGGACCGCCCUGGUCACCCGCUUCCUGGGCCCAACGCACGCCAAACACGCACUCAUGCUGGUCGACAAGCAGGUGCAGCAGGUGGCGCGUCCCCUGGCCACUACCCCGUCUGCACCGGCACUGGCUCCCCAGCAGGAGGCGUCGACGAGUCAGGAGGAGCUGAUGCUGAGCAUGGUCAACAACCUGGCCUCAGUCACGUCCCGCACAUCUAUGAGCGUCCUAGUGGUGGGGGGAGUGGUGUGGAGGACGAUAGGAUGGCGCCUGAUAGGUCUCUCUAUGAGCCUGUACGGCCUUCUCUUCCUGUAUGAAAAACUCACCUGGACAACCAAAGCGAAGGAGCGCACUCUCAAGAGGCAGUUUGUGGACUACGCCACCGAGAAACUCCAGCUGAUCGUCAGCUUCACCAGUGCCAACUGCAGCCACCAGGUCCAACAGGAGAUGGCCACCACAUUCGCACGUCUUUGCCAGCAGGUGGACCUGACACAGAAGGAGCUGGAGGGGGAGAUCAGCCGGCUCUCGGACAAGAUCCAGCAGCUGGAGACGGUCCAGAACCGCUCCAAGACACUCAGGCAUAAGGCGACGGAGCUGGAGUGUCAGCUAGAGAGCUUCACCUCUCAGUACCUGCAGCCCCAUCAGGCCUAAAGGGGGGGGGGGGCACAUUGACCCCCCCAGACUGACCCUAAGGGACGGCAGGGCACAUAGUUGACCCCCGUGGACUGACCCUUCCGGGUCAGAGGUCACUCGUCUGACUGCUGCCGCUCCAAGGAGCACCUGCCCAGAACACCCUCACGGAACUCCCAACUCAAUUUUCCCUCUGGAAGAGUGUGUGUGUGCAAGUGUGUGUCAGGAUUGAAUUUGUGUUAUGAGUGUAUAAAUGCAAGUAAGUAAAGUGUGUGCGUGUGUGCACUAAUGCAAAUGAGUAAAUGGCGUGUGUGUGCGCGUGUGUGUGUGCGCGUGCGCACUAAUGCAAGUGAGUAAAUGGUGUGUGUGUGUGUGUGUUUGUGCGCAUGCGUUUGUGUGUAUGUGCUGAUGAACUCACAUUUUCAGUGAAAAAGCCUACAGCAUCAGCAUGAAGAUGUGGUGGAGCUGUGGAUGGUGCCACCUACUGUGGCCUUUUCUAAUGAAAGAACUCGCAUACAACUUUCUGCUCAACACUACCCGUGUGUGUGUGUGUGUGUGUGUGUGUGUGUGUGUGUGUGACAAUGAAGGAACAAAAGAAGUCCCCCUCCUGAUAGGAAACACUGAAUUGCAACAGGUUGCCUGGCGACCAGGUGCUCUUGGAGAUGAAUUUGACUGUAGAUCUUCCUCCUCGUGUGUGACGUUUAUUUUUCUGUUUGUGAGUGAAUCUGGCACGUCCACAGACACGCCUGAGUGUGUGUGUGUGUGUCUGUAGAUAGGCCUUUGGUUUCCACAGAGGUUUUGUAAUCAUCAGUAGAUAUUUCUACUCCCCAAUCUCGUACUCCGAGUGUCUCCUUUGCUGAAAUGUUACUGGGUUUGUCUCGACUGAUUUUCUGAGAACCCAAUAAAAUAUUAUCACAGGA